Orbicella faveolata is the source of this 1794-nucleotide messenger RNA. RefSeq lists its product as uncharacterized. Lineage: Eukaryota; Metazoa; Cnidaria; Anthozoa; Scleractinia; Merulinidae. The record is from RefSeq and is a predicted model, not a curated record.
ACGGACAAGUCCCCUCUUGUGUGCCGACCUUGGCAUUACAGAAAUGCGCAGUAUUUAAUAAUUAACUCGUACUUCAACGUGCAUCUUUGCAUGCGCGCUAACGUACACUUGAUAACGUUGGGAGACUGGGAAAGAAACUGAGAACUGAGAUCACCAAGCUACGCUUAGCUGCAAGACGCUUUGGAAAUUGGAAAUUAACAACAGCGGACCGGGACGCGGAAAGCCAUGUUAAGUGUUCGAGAAGAGCGUACUGUUGUAGGAGGAGUCGAGCUGGCGAGGAAGACAGUAAUAGCUGCUACGGACGAAGGAAUUGUUGCCACAGAAAUUAUUGAGAGGAGGGAGCAUACUGGAAUCGACUUGCCUGGGAGCGUUCCGGCAGCUGUGGCACCAAGCGCGCCUCUUGCACUACCUUGCCCGCCUCAACCUAUCACAGUAAAAGACUCUCCACCGUCGUCCAGUGAGUUUUCCUGGGUGGACUGUUGCUUUAGGUGUGACAGCGGUCACGAGUGGUACGAACUACAAGGAAAAGGUUUUUGUCUUGGUCUGCUACUACUGUUGGGUUAUUUGAUUGCUGGAGUAGUUAUUCUCGCGUUUUACCUGGCAUUUUGUUUCAUUACGUGCCUUUCCAAUUCCGACUGCGACUGAUGUUUUCUUACUAAGCUCAGUGUGUUAUGUAUAUUGGCGGAUCUGUAAGGUUUAAGGGGUGAACCGUGACUUGUAUAAUAGUUACAGGAGUUAGUAAUAGUAACUGGACCGACGGGAGUACAAUUCAGGGAGUAAUCUGGAGAGUAAUUUUAAAAUCGAAUAGGCACGUACGCCAGGUCGGUCUGAAGUGCUUGAAUUGUACGAGAAGAAGUCCAGUUAGUAAUUAAUCGUAUCACUGACACAUUUUGAGAUGACCAGUCUUAAAAGUGCCUAUGAAAUGAAAAAUAAUUGCUGCUUAUUUGAAAGGCUUUUCAAAUCAGGUUUUUGACAGAAAGAGACUGGAGCCAAGAGUGUUGUCACAGUAAAGGCACAAUGGAUUUCAUUUGGUUUAUUUUGUGACGUACAUUUCUGGUGCCAAGUUUGAAGAACACCGGUCAAAUACUUCUAGAGAUAUCCUUGAUUCAAUGUUUUCCUGUUUAAGUGGAACUACUUAUGACGUCACCACUUUCCUCAUUUGCAUAAUACAAAAAUGCCAGUACGUGUUUCUAAAACGAGAGACGAUGAAAAGAAAACCUUUCAAAUAAGCAGCAAUUAUUUUUCACUUCAUAGGCACUUUAAGAAGUUCAGUAGGAUUUUGCUUAAGUUUUACAAACGGUAACGCACAUAAUUGACGAGCGAAUUGUAUAGGUGUCCAAUUAAUUGGACACCUAUACAAUAUACUGGUAAUUAGUCACCCAAGUGAUCGCGUGUCAGUACGUAGACAAAUAGGCGCAAGGAAAACCAAUCAUAAUCUAGAAUUUAUAGAUAUGACUAGCUUUACUACCAUAGUGGACAAAAAAGUGUUGUUAGAAAUUGUUGUUAGAAGUGUUGUUAGAAAUGUUAGUAGGUUGAAUAUUAUUUGAGCAAGUAAACACAGUUGGCACUCAAUGAAACGCCUCUUAUCUCAGUGAUUACAUUUCUUCGUAAUCCUUCGCUUAUAUGAAACUUAAAACAAGAUUGCUUUGUGAAACUGGAUUAGCAAAUAGUUGUAACCAUAUAAAGUGCGCGCUAAACGUUGUACUUUUAAAUUGGUAUUGAAAGGUCCACUUCUUGUUUGUAGCGUAUUGUUUAAGCAGACACCUUCAGUAAAUCUACUUUUUUGAACACCUC